AUGGCCAUUGCUGGCAAGGCCAGCAUUUGUUACCCAUCUUUAAUUGUCCUAAAACUGCACGCUCUAGUUGUUUGGCCACCCGGAAUGCAGAUGAGCUUGGGAGAACAGGGCCAUGGGUUCUUCAUGGGUUUAAGUCGGGCUGCCUUGCCAUUUGGUCUGAUGCGCCGGGAGCUGGCAUGCGAAGGAUACCCCAUCGAGUUGCGGUGCCCAGGGAGCGACGUCAUAAUGAUCGAGAGCGCCAACUAUGGGCGAACUGACAGCAAGAUCUGUGACGCCGACAUCUUCCAGAUGGAGAACGUGGAGUGUUACCUUCCUGACACCUUCAAGAUCAUGUCACAAAGGUGUAACAACCGUACACAGUGUGUGGUGGUGGCAGGUUCCGACGUCUUCCCUGACCCCUGCCCAGGGACCUACAAGUAUCUGGAGAUCCAGUAUGAGUGUGUCCCCUACAAAGUGGAACAAAAAGUAUUCGUCUGCCCCGGGACAUUGCGGAAAGUCUUCGAGCCAACCAAUGUCUUUGAGUCAGAGCAUGAGGCAGGCGCCUGGUGCAAGGAUCCUCUUCAGGCCGGUGACCGCAUUUACUACAUGCCAUGGAUCCCAUACCGCACCGAUACACUGACCGAGUAUGGGUCGUGGGGGGACUACACGGCGGGGCGGCCCACUACCUCAUACCGCCUGCCACACCGUGUGGACGGCACUGGCUUUGUGGUGUACGAUGGCGCCGUCUUCUACAAUAAGGAACGGACGCGGAAUGUGGUCAAGUUUGACCUGCGCACUCGCAUCAAGAGCGGCGAGGCCAUUAUCGGCGGUGCCAACUACCACGACACUUCACCCUACCGCUGGGGGGGCAAGACCGACAUUGACCUGGCUGUGGACGAGAAUGGUUUGUGGGCCAUUUAUGCCACUGAGCAGAACAAUGGCAAACUGGUAGUGAGCCAGCUCAACCCCUACACGCUGCGCUUCGAGGGCACCUGGGAGACGGUGUACGACAAGCGGUCAGCCUCUAAUGCCUUCAUGGUCUGUGGAGUCCUCUAUGCCGUGCGUUCGGUGUCCAAGGAAGAUGACAGUGAGGUCAUUGGUAACACCAUCGACUUUGCCUUCAACACCAAUCUCAACCGGGAGGAGCCGGUCUCCAUCGCCUUCCCCAACCCCUACCAAUACGUUUCCUCUGUGGACUACAACCCCCGGGAUAACCAGCUCUAUGUCUGGAACAACCACUUCGUACUGAGGUACUCACUGGAGUUCGGACCUCCUGACCCAACCACAGGUAAGAGCCCACAAGUCACAGUGGCUUCCACAAGCAAUACAGCUGCUGCAAAACCAACUGUGGUAACCACAACAACCACCACCAGGAAAGCCCCGCUCACAACCAUCGCUGUGGGUGCAAUUAACCAGCUGGUACCGGAGCAGAGGCCCAUCACUCCAAAUGUCCCCAGUACCAGGCGGACACCCCUAUCCAACCAACAGCCAUCACCACAGCGAUACUGUGAGUCAACAGAAUCCAGAGGCAUCAAGUGGCCAUCGACACAGCAAGGUGUACUCGUGGAGAGACCAUGUCCCAAAGGGACUAAAGGUAUCGCCUCCUACCUCUGUCUCCUUUCACUUGGACUUUGGAGUCCCAGAGGCCCUGAUUUGAGUAACUGCACCUCACCCUGGGUAAACCAAGUGGCACAAAAGAUUAAGAGUGGAGAGAAUGCAGCUAACAUUGCGAAUGAGCUGUCCCGGCACACUAGAGGCCCAAUUUAUGCUGGCGAUGUCAGCUCCUCUGUCAAACUGAUGGAGCAACUACUGGAUAUUCUUGACGCCCAGCUGCAGGCUCUGAGACCCAGCGACAAGGAAUCAGCAGGACGCAGUUACAACAAGAUACAGAAACGGGAAAGGACCUGCAGAGCGUACAUAGAGGCUGUUGUACAAACUGUCGAUAACCUACUGAGACCAGAGGCUCUGGAAUCAUGGAAAGAUAUGAACACCACGGAGCAGGUUCACACAGCAACCAUGUUGUUGGAUAUCUUGGAGGAGGGAGCCUUCCUACUGGCAGACAACCUCAAAGUGCCAGCUCGAGUCAACACCACAACUCAGAAUGUCGUAUUUGAAGUCUGUGUGCUCAACACUGAAGAGCAGGUAAAGGAGCUGACAUUUCCAAAUGGUUAUCUGACAGAAAGCUUUAUCCAGAUCUCGCCAAACACCAUCAAACAGAACAGCCGCAAUGGGGUUGUGAAGGUGGUGUUAAUCCUGUACAACAACCUGGGCCAGUUUCUAUCAACAGAGAAUGCCACAGUGAGAAUGGGCACAGAUGUCAGUAGCCAGAGCACUUCCAUUGUCGUCAACUCUCAGAUCAUUGCUGCUUCCAUCAACAAGGAGUCAAGUCGGGUCUUCCUCACUGAGCCAGUGAUCUUCACCCUGCAGCACCUUGAUCAAUCAAAAAACCACUUCAAUGCAAACUGCUCAUUCUGGAAUUACUCAGAACGAACCAUGAUGGGGUUUUGGUCAACGCAAGGUUGUCGUCUGAUAGAGAGUAACAGAACUCACACAGCCUGUGCCUGCAGCCACCUUACCAAUUUUGCAGUGCUGAUGGCUCACAAGGAGAUUUUGUAUGAAGACCGAAUGCACAGGUUGCUGCUAUCUGUUAUCACCUGGGUGGGCAUCGUCAUCUCCCUCGUCUGCCUCACCAUCUGCAUCUCCACGUUUUGCUUCCUUCGAGGAAUUCAGACAGACCGCAACACCAUUCACAAGAACCUCUGCAUCAACCUCUUCAUUGCAGAACUCAUCUUCCUCAUCGGUAUCAACAAAACUCAGUAUCAGAUCGUGUGCCCAAUAAUCGCUGGUUUCCUUCAUUUCUUCUUCCUGGCGGCCUUCUCCUGGAUGUGUCUGGAAGGUGUCCAUCUCUACCUCAUGCUGGUCGAGGUCUUUGAGAGCGAGUACUCCAGGAAGAAGUACUAUUACCUAUGUGGGUACUGCUUCCCUGCUCUUGUGGUUGGGAUCUCUGCAGCAGUGGAUUACAGGAGCUACGGAACUGACAAGGCAUGCUGGCUCCGAGUGGACAACUACUUUAUCUGGAGUUUUAUUGGACCGGUUUCCUUUGUUAUUAUGAUGAACCUGGUGUUUCUGAUGAUCACCCUUCACAAGAUGAUACGAAGCAGCAGCUCCUUGAAGCCAGACUCCAGUAGGCUGGAGAAUAUCAAAUAUGAGGACAACAAACCAUUUCUCAAGUCCUGGGCUUUGGGUGCUAUCGCUCUCCUUUUCCUGCUGGGUCUCACCUGGGCAUUUGGCCUGAUGUUUAUCAAUGAGGAAUCCAUGGUGAUGGCCUAUCUCUUCACAACAUUCAAUGCAUUCCAGGGAAUGUUCAUCUUCAUCUUUCACUGUGCCCUCCAGAAGAAAGUCCACAAGGAGUAUAGUAAGUGCCUGCGGCAUGCCCACUGCUGUAGCCGCCCCACUGCUGGGGUCUCCCACAGCAACCUGAAGACUUCCACCAUCCGGAACAGCAGCCGGUACUACACUGGUACUCAGAGCCGGAUCCGGAGGAUGUGGAACGACACAGUUCGGAAGCAAUCGGAAUCUUCCUUCAUGGCAGGAGACAUCAAUAGCACUCCAACCCUAAAUCGAGGAACUAUGGGAAAUCACCUGCUGACCAAUCCUGUUCUGCAGCCUCGUUCUGGUGCCAGCCCCUACAACACUCUCUUGGCCGAAUCAGUGGGCUACAGCGCUCCCUCACCCACUGUCUUCAGCUCACCAGGGACCUACAGAGAGACAAAGCACCCAGCAAACAUCACAAGGGACCCAUGUGCAGUGGAUACACUGCCUCUCAACGGCAAUUUCAACAACAGCUACUCCUUCCGAAACAAUGAUUUCAGUGGUGAUGGUACCCCUCUCACUGACUGCCGGCGUAAUCUCAGCGAUGCUGCCUUCGAGAAGAUGAUCAUCUCUGAGCUCGUCCACAACAAUCUCCGAGGAGGAGGAGGGGGAGCCACCAGCAGUGAAGACGACGCCAUCGUCCCUGACGCCCCCUCCCUGACCCAGGAGGACAACAUGGAGAUUGAGCUGAUGUACAAGGCUCUGGAGGAGCCUUUACUACUGCAGCGCGCUCAGUCGCUCCUCUACCAAAGCGAUCCAGAACUGGAGGAGUCUGAGAGUUACACUGCUGAAAUAGCAGAUGGCUUAGAUGGGCAGUUGCCGUCCCCAAACAGAGACUCCCUCUACACUAGUAUGACCAACCUGAGAGACUCCUCCUACCCUGACAGCAGUCCAGAGGUGAUGGGUGAGACCAUACCCCAUUCCCAGGGCAACGACGAGAUCUACUACAGCUCCAGGCCCAACAUGGUGUUCAGGAGCCAGCUCCAGGCCUACUACCAGUCCAGGAGAGGCAGCAACGAUGGCUAUGCCAUCUCAGUCAAUGUGGAUGACUCUGUUGCAGAAGGUGAUGGGCAAAUGCAACUGGUGACCAGUCUCUGA
This is a messenger RNA of Hemiscyllium ocellatum (epaulette shark), 4449 nucleotides long. RefSeq names its product adhesion G protein-coupled receptor L1-like. Lineage: Eukaryota; Metazoa; Chordata; Chondrichthyes; Orectolobiformes; Hemiscylliidae. The record is from RefSeq and is a predicted model, not a curated record. The coding region runs from base 1 to 4449 and encodes 1482 amino acids. The transcript has 27 exons. Gene Ontology annotation, biological process: cell surface receptor signaling pathway; heterophilic cell-cell adhesion; adenylate cyclase-activating G protein-coupled receptor signaling pathway. Gene Ontology annotation, molecular function: G protein-coupled receptor activity; latrotoxin receptor activity; carbohydrate binding. Gene Ontology annotation, cellular component: presynaptic membrane; postsynaptic density; axon.